Molecule: messenger RNA, 2065 nt
Organism: Physcomitrium patens
Lineage: Eukaryota; Viridiplantae; Streptophyta; Bryopsida; Funariales; Funariaceae
Product: SNF1-related protein kinase regulatory subunit gamma-1
Source: RefSeq, a predicted model, not a curated record
GCACCCCCUGCUUCGGAAUCGCCGCCAUUCUUGACAAUUGUCAGUACCUUGCGCUGCUGUUAGGGAAUGACAUGCUCGCUGUCGGAACCAGUUCACUUGUAUGUGAGCUUACCGGCACCUUAAUUUGUCUGAAAGAUUGCGAAUCGCGCUAUAAGUGUCUGGUCUAGUUAGUUCGUGAGAGAGCUGAGCAUAAGUUCACAACUCGAAUUUCUUACAAGAUAUCUCGGAUCAACGUUUACUUCCAGGUGAAUGUUCGAAAUUUAUAGCAACAAGAUGUUCUGCAGAAAUGUGUGGGCUGCUGUUUUUACCAUCGACCAUUUCGCUCGUAAUGUUUCUCGGUCAAUCGGUCUCUGGUGCCCGGAGGAGGUUUGUGGGCCUAUGGCGAGCAAACCUGAACUGGAGAGAUUGGUGUCAGCUACUGAGCGCACAGUCCUUGAGAAGAAGGAAUUGGUGAUGAACAAUAUCGAGGAGGAGAAUAAGAAUCUUCAAGCACCCGAUGGUGAGGAGAUCAAGGGUGGAGGUCUGCAACCCACGGAGGCACUUAAACAAUUCUUUAAUCAUGUUUCUUUAUUCUCUGCCCCAGGAAUUAGCAAUGCCGAAGUGGUGGAAUUGAGUAUGACCGACACUAUUGGUGCUGCCAUCGAGAAAUUAUUUAUCCAGAAGGUGAUGGGUGCGCCAGUUCGAGAUCCUCACCAAACUGGUAGUUUGCCAUUGACGGAUCAAUACGUAGGCCUUCUCGAUUUUGCUAGUCUUGUACUAUGGGCUCUCGAGAGAUUUGAAGAAGCAGAAGCCGGAUUAAUUCAUGAACCAAAGUUAACAACCCAGUCUCCUGAGAGCAACUUCCAAAGGGAAGGACCAAAGGAAAGUCGUGAAGACUUCUUUGGCCUUUUGGACAAACUUGACCAUGUGAAAUCAACACAGGUUAGUACCAUGGCAAGCUCGUUUCGGUGGGGUCCCUUCUUUCCAGUCCGCCCGGAAGAUACACUUCUUCAUGUCUUGCUAAUCCUCUCCAAACAUCGGUUGAAAGCUGUUCCAGUUGUAGAUGCUGAGUCUUCCAAGUGUGUGAGAGCCUUCAUCACUCAGAACGUUGCAUUACACCUGUUGCUACAGUGUGAAGGAUUGCCCUGGUUUGAGACAAUUGCCGGGAAGGAAAUCAGAAAUGCUGGGUUUGAAACUGAGUACAACGCAGAACAACUAGUGUUCGUGCACGGCGACGAGACCCUCGUGACAGCACUGCAUGCCAUGUGGAAGUAUCGUAUCAGUGGUGUGCCCAUCCUCGACCGACCUUCGAAACGCCUCAUUGGAAACAUCCGCUACUGCGAUUUGCUAAUACUACUGGAAGACGCACAAGUGUUUUCUAAACGCAAUGAACUGCUCGCCCAGGAUUUCCUGAAAGAGCAUGCGGACGAUGACGGAGACCACCUCCAGGGAACGCCCCUGCAAGAAGACUUCGGUGCUGCCAUAUCUGCUGCUGCACUAAGCCUCGCCAACGUCAAGACUCCCCCAAUGCAGGACCCUGUUACCUUCAGCUCCAGCGACACCAUGAAGGAGGCAAUGCAGAAGCUGUUCAGAGCACGCAGCGACAGGGGCUUCAUAGUGGAUGAUGUGGCUUCAUAGUGGAUGAGUGUAGUCACGUUGCGUGACAUUCUGAUGCAAUUCGCUCCUCCUCUAGCAGAACCCUCUCCCGUGGGUGGAUUCUUCGAGGGUGCGCUGCAGCUCACAGGUGCACACAUGGGUCCAGGAUCCAUCGUUACUGUCGACAGCAGGUGAUGAUCAAAACCAUGUUAUACUGAGGGGACAGCGUUCAGGUAACUAAUAUUGAAGCUUGAGAUUUAACCUGAGUUUAUAGAAUCUAUAGAAGCUGUGCCAUUGAAGCUUGGUUCUGACGUCGAUGAUGUGCCUGCUUUCAAUGUGAGCUUGUAAAUCUCAGAAGAUUCUCGUCUCGCUGAAGUGCUACGACUGAGAGUAUUGUGAACUCUUCUGUCAAAGUCGGAAAAAGCAAAGACCAGGAGCUUCUGUGCAUGUAACGUAUUUGUUCAAUUUGAUAAAAAUAUUUGUGUAUGUA